AUGGGAAAUAGGUCUUUAACGGAAGCAGACCACGCACUGUUGUUCGAGCCAUCGCUGCCGACAGCCGAGGACCCUACACAAACGCAGCAUCGUCUUCAUCCUUUCGUGGAUGGCAAUGGAUCAGGGUUGAAGGCUUCACCGCAAGGUCAGUUUGGUGAUAAGGCGUUGACCAGCACCCACCGGUUCAUUCCCUCGGCAAACGAGGACUCCUCGCCGCGUGAUAUGGGCCUUGAUCCCUCCAUGAGGCGUAGAAGAGACGAGUGGGCAGACCGUGGUGCGGCCAAGAUCAUCAAAGAAGUUGUUGACCCUACAACGGGAGAGUUGACCAAACAUGUGGUGAAGAUGGGGAUAAAGGACUUCAAGUUCGGAGAGCAACUGGGCGAUGGCUCGUACUCUAGUGUCGUUUUGGCAACCGCCCGCGAUUCGGGGAAGAAGUACGCAGUCAAAGUGUUGAGUAAAGAGUACCUAAUACGUCAAAAAAAAGUCAAGUACGUCACCGUGGAGAAACUGGCACUGCAGAAGCUGAAUGGCACCAAGGGCAUAAUCAGGCUUUUUUUCACCUUUCAGGACGAGGCAAGCCUGUAUUUUCUUCUAGAAUACGCCCCCCACGGUGAUUUCUUGGCUUUGAUUAAGAAGUACGGGUCGUUAAACGAGCAAUGUGCGCGCUAUUAUGCUUCGCAGAUCAUCGAUGCCGUUGACUCCUUACAUACUAUCGGAAUCAUACACAGGGACAUCAAGCCCGAAAACAUAUUGCUUGAUAAAGACAUGAAAGUGAAGCUAACAGAUUUUGGUACAGCCAAAAUUUUACCGGAGGAACCAUCGGACGACGCGGACGGUAAGCCUUAUUUUGAUUUGAAUGCAAGAUCGAAAUCGUUUGUCGGUACUGCCGAGUAUGUGUCCCCCGAGCUACUAAAUGAUAGCUAUACGGAUUCUCGUUGUGAUAUUUGGGCUUUUGGCUGCAUCCUGUUCCAAAUGGUGGCGGGCAAACCGCCUUUCAAAGCUUCUAACGAGUAUUUGACGUUCCAAAAGGUAAUGAAGGUCCAAUAUGCCUUCACUGCGGGUUUCCCACAAAUAAUCAAGGACUUGGUCAAGAAGCUAUUAGUCAAGGAACCCAAUGACAGACUGACCAUUGAGAAAAUCAAAGCACAUAUAUUUUUCCAGAGCGUCAAUUUCGAUAACGGUUCAGUAUGGGAUGAUGAUCCUCCAGAGAUACAACCAUACAAGAUAAGUGCAGAGGCGCUGAAGCCGCUGCCAAAAGUUCCCGAGCCGGAUGCCACUGCCAAGCUGGCCAACCUCCAACUCGCAUAUAACAGCCACGCGGAAACUACACCACAGACGUCAGCCGCGACUUGUCAAGAUCGUUCUGCGAUCAGUAUGACCGCUGCAACGGCCGCGUUUAAUAAAGACUACACGGGCCAACUGAAGUCUGGGUAUAAUUCCAAUGCAUUUGUUAGAUCUUCGUCCAGUAGCACGGAUCGUGAAAAGGCCCAAAAGAAAACCACAAAUAUCCAUGCAUCUCGAUCGUCUCCUUCGAUUACCAGUGUCUCCAAAGGGAAAGAGCCCAGAAGUCGGUCCGCUGAUAACUUUUGGUCGUCCUACUUGAAAAAUCUCGACGAACACGUUUUGUUGGUGAAGGAUAUUGAGCUUUCUGUAGAAGCCACGGAAAGCUCAGCGGUUGAUCUUGAGACGCUUGCUCCAGACUACAAGAGCCCCUGCGAUAUCGAUUCUCCUACAGAAAGCGCCGACAAAUUCUACAAGAGGAUACUGGUGAUAACGAAUUUGGGUAGAGGACUUAUUUUUGCUAAGAAAAGCCCCAAGAUGCGAAAAGAGCGUGAGUUCGAGCUACAGUUUGAAUUGAAAUUAAACCAAGUGGAAAAAAUAAACCUAAUAAAUGACCAAAUGUUACAAAUCGAGGGUCCAAAGACAGUUUUCAUGGCGUGUAAAGACAGGGCAGUUUUGAUAGAGGUAUGGAAACUGAUGAAGAGUGAGAUUUGUGCAAAGCCCAAAGUGGCGUCCUCGAAACUGGAGCAUAAGAUGUUUGAUAAAUUCAUUUCUCAAAAAGUCAAAAAGACAAAAGGGAAAAACCAGGUUCCUCAUGUACCUGAAUCGAGCAGGUUAGUCAACGGUCUUCCUGGCAGUUGUAUGACGAAGGCUCCCGAGGGAGGAGGCAGCAACUUGAAGCGGCCCGCUUCGUUGCAGACGCGAUCAUCGUCCAAUUAUUCCAAAUUGCUUGCAAGAUCAACGGAAAUGCGGAAGAACAUGACACGAACAAACGAAAAGUAA
Molecule: messenger RNA, 2283 nt
Organism: Saccharomyces eubayanus
Lineage: Eukaryota; Fungi; Ascomycota; Saccharomycetes; Saccharomycetales; Saccharomycetaceae
Gene: PKH1
Product: serine/threonine protein kinase PKH1
Exons: 1
Coding region: 1-2283 (760 amino acids)
Biological process (GO): peptidyl-serine phosphorylation; intracellular signal transduction
Molecular function (GO): protein serine/threonine kinase activity; ATP binding
Source: RefSeq, a predicted model, not a curated record